AUGGUGUUAAUAACAGAGGAGCAAGGGAAGAAAUCAAAGGUUAAAGAGAAUGGAUUUCCUGGCGGAGUUGAGCUUGGCAGGACUCAUAGAAAAGCCAGCAGCUUGGCUGUGGAUACACCCAUUAUGUCCAUCAGCAAGGUUGAUGAAAAUGGACUUGACUGUGUGGUAUCAGGAGAAGACAUUAAUCCUGAGACUGAAGUUGAUUACACACGAAACUACUGGGAGGAUGAGGACGAUAUCUAUCAGGAGUUUGAGGAACUGGACUUCGAUGCCCUACCGGAUCGCUUGGAUACCCAGAGCAUCACCUCAGAUGACUCAUUCUAUCCCCCAGAUGAUUCAGUAAUCUCCCAAAUUAACCGCUCCCUCUACCGCCCUGAAAGCCCCGAACCCAUCUCCUUUUUUAAGGCCUGCUGCAACAACAAUGCCAUCAUAGUAAAGAUUAUGAUAAGACAAGGAGUUACUGAGGAAGAGGUAAAAGAGACCGACCGGAACAGAAGAUCUGGCCUCAUUGCAGCGUGUUAUCAUGGCUAUGUGGACGUUGUCAUUGCUCUCUCUCAGUGCCCUUACCUGGAUGUGAACUGGCAGGACAACGAGGGUAACACCGCACUAAUUAUUGCAGCUCAAGCAGGUCAUGCAUUUAUCUCCAACUAUCUGUUGAACUACUUUCCGGGUUUGGAUAUCGAGAGGAGGAACUGUCAUGGUUUCACAGCCCUGAUGAAGGCUGCAAUGCAGGGCAGGCUUGAGUGUGUAAGAGCCCUCAUGUUGGCAGGAAGUGAUAUCCAAGCUCGGGACUAUGGACGGCAAAUGACCCCCAGGGAGUGGGCUCUCUUCACUGGUCGAUACGAGACGGCUGACCUGAUGCUUCGGCUUAUAUCAAAGCCCUGUGCUGAACAGUUUUGUGACUCCUUCUCCCUGGAGUGGCCAUUGUUGGAGGAACUCGUGUUGAAGGCACAGAACCCACAGACAUUUUGUCAGCGCUUGAUGAAACUCGUGUCUUGCUGCCCUUACAGGUUAUUUGUCAACAACAAGGUAAACCCUGUGAAUGAUGGUGUUCUUGAACACAUGGUGAGGAUUACCACAGCCAUCUCUAGUCCCUUCAUGGCCACAGCGUGCCACACCGUGUGCCCAAGUAGCCCACCGUGCAUUGGAAAACGCCGACAAGCCGUGCAGGAGAUCCUGAGGAGGCAAAGGGUAGCAGAACUUAAACGCCUGGGUCCCGACAGGCUGAGCAACUAUAAAAAGCUUUUCCAGAACUCAAGGGUCCAACUCAUUCCCAAAGUGAGGGAUCGACGGGCAAGCCUGCAGCCUCAAAUUAUCAGUGACAUGGCAGCAGUGUCCACGGUGGCCAUUAGAAGAGCCAGUCUCCUGCCACUCAACAUGCUGAGACGAAGGAGCGUGAGGCCAGGCAUUGUCGUGCCAAAGGUCAGGCUCUGCAAGGCUCCACCUCCAACCUUCACGCCAGAAAACCCAGGCAGAAGCAGCAACGAAAACCAGCUUAAGAUCCCCAAAUGGGAUUACAAGAUGAAGAAAAUAGAGAAGAGACAAGAAGAGGAGAGGCGGCGAAUGCUAUCUCUGCUUAGAAGAAGAUGAAGGGCAGAAGGAAGUGUCUGCACUUUAUAAC
Molecule: messenger RNA, 1621 nt
Organism: Cyprinodon variegatus (sheepshead minnow)
Lineage: Eukaryota; Metazoa; Chordata; Actinopteri; Cyprinodontiformes; Cyprinodontidae
Gene: ankrd33bb
Product: ankyrin repeat domain-containing protein 33B-like
Exons: 5
Coding region: 1-1590 (529 amino acids)
Molecular function (GO): protein binding
Source: RefSeq, a predicted model, not a curated record